GUUAGGGCUGAGCAGCUGGAGAAACGACACACAACCAGGGACCGUCGAACCCCUCCAUACAUCCAACAUAGAGUUCGAUCUCUGCAGUAGAUCGCAGGCUGGUUCAAACUUAUUCUCCGCUGUCAAUGGUUCGGUGAUGUAUACUACACUUAGUGGUCUCUGAAGCUUGCGAUCUAUCACCGCGCGAGCAAACAUUGCAAACACCGCCUUAUCGCAGCAUCGCAUUAUCGUCUCCGCUAAAAAAUUCCCGACGAACUGGGAGAUAUUAUUCACGUCCUUUCGAGAGCCGCCACGCGCUACAGGAGCCCUCGAUGCUAUCUGAGAGCUUCUUCGCGGCGACCUUGGCGUCCUCCAAGACGCCAGGCUCAUCGACACUCAAAGAUGUGGGGGUCUCAAUCCAUGAGCUCCAGCCGUCGCCCGCCUUCCGCUCCGGCUUCAAGAAAAGCUCCUCUUCGCCCAAUUGCCUGGCUGUGAGCCCAUCACACGUGUUUGCUGCGCAGGCGGAGAAGGCCGUGGUGCAUGUCUACAGUAGGGAGCGUGGUGGUCAGGAAGCUACCAUUGCAUUUCCGGAGCGGAUACGCAGUCUCGCGAUUGCAGGAGCGCAGGGAAGGGAAGUACUGAUCUUGGGAACGGAGGGAGGACGGCUGAUCUUGUGGGAGACUUGCACGGGACGCCAAGUAUCAACCUCCGCAUCGCAUCUCCAACCGGUCACGGCUCUAGUUGUAGAUGCAACGUCCAACUUUAUCCUGUCGGGUUCCUCAGACGCCAAUAUCCAUGUCUGGUCCAUAUCGCGGCUUCUCUCCUUUUCUAAACCUUCUGCCACAGGCCGAAGCAAACAGCCGGCCAAUGGUCCUUUCCGAACCUUUUUGAACCACCGCGCCCCCAUCACCUCUCUCGCAGUUGGUCACGGCAGCGGUAGAGCUAGCAUUGCCAUCUCUGCUGCCAAGGAUAAUACUGCCAUAGUAUGGGAUUACCAGACUGGACAGACAUUGAGGACAUUCCUUCUGCCGUCUGUAGCUCAAUCUCUGGCAGUUGAUCCCGCGGACCGCGCCUUCUACGCCGGUUACGAGGAUGGCAGUAUUCAGAUAAUCGAUUUCUACAAGAAUGCAUCCAUACAGCAUCCCCUGCAUGAUGCAAGCCUCCAGUCGACACCCGCGCAGCUAUCAGCUGAAGAGCGAUGGCUGCCACCCUCAGGGGAUUCUGGCGCCGCGGAAUGUCUGACUCUUUCCUACGACGGGAUGACUCUCCUGUCCGGACACCGUAGUGGAAAGGUCCUGUCCUGGAAUAUCGCCAAGGGGAAAUAUGCUUCAACGGUCACGGACCUGACGCACCCAGUGACGAACCUGCUUAUGCUUCCACCAAGUGGUCUGCAGGGCGCCUCCACAGAACCGAAGGUUGCGACUCAUAACAUCGUCAAACCCCGGUAUGACCCUAGCCUGGCUGAUUCCACAUCGACAGCCGGCAUAGUCCCAGCAGACUAUACGUUCAACACACACAUCUUAUCUUCGUCUUCACCAUCAAUAAUAUCUAGUGCGGGCGACAAAACCACACAGCUGGACCUCUUCUCUGAAGCCCUCACACAUCCCUCUUUUCCCGCGUCUUUGAUAGAAGAGGGCCUGGCAGAGCUCUCCUUUUUCGAGAAAGCCGGCAGCAACACUUCUCAGCCACAGAACUAUACCUCCUCUGUUUCCGCUGAAGGCACCUCCACCGUUAGCGAUGCCGCUCAAUCUUCCCGUAUCCAGUCUCUGGAAUCCGAACUUGCUGCAGUAAAACAGAAGCUUCUCACUAGUGAAACUGCCCGUCGCUCCACAUCGUCUGAGCUCCUUCAGUUGCAAUCCGACCUCACGCGCUUGAAAGAUCACAGCAGUGCGCUACAGCAAAGACAGGAACGGAGCGAGAAAAAUAAAUUAGCGCGGCGAGCGCGGAAAGAAGAGCGGGAGCGGGAACGCCGCGAGGCAUGGUUCGCGGCGGAGAAGAAUGGUAAAAACGGCGAUCGAGCAAUGCGAAAGACGGAGAUAGAUAACGGCGCAGAGACCAGUGACACGGGAGACCUGAGCAGUGAGAAUGAAUGAUUGAAAUGAUAAUCUCAUUUAGUUUGAGCUGCAGCUCUGAUUAGGGCAUGGUCGUUCCUGGUUCUACAAAACGCAUAUGAUCAUCACAUUGGUGUCAGUUUCGAGAUCUACAUUACUUUGGCUUUGUUAUGCACUAGACACUGAGAAAGAGGAGAAAAAUGAAAGGCGGCUACGGAUUCUGGAAAAGUUGGUGCUGUUGGAGUUUUCCAUUUUGUUUCAUUUUUCUCGUUUUAUUCAAAUCUUAUUUCCACUUUUGUAUAGAUAUACCAAGUGUAUAGAUCUCGCGGCCCUCAUACCUCAAUAGAUUAAUG
This is a messenger RNA of Paecilomyces variotii, 2383 nucleotides long. Its product is annotated as ribosomal assembly complex component Ipi3. The transcript is spliced from 2 exons. The record is from RefSeq and is a predicted model, not a curated record. Bases 312 to 2072 code for a protein of 586 amino acids. Gene Ontology annotation, molecular function: protein binding. Lineage: Eukaryota; Fungi; Ascomycota; Eurotiomycetes; Eurotiales; Thermoascaceae. Gene Ontology annotation, biological process: DNA-templated DNA replication; rRNA processing. Gene Ontology annotation, cellular component: nuclear pre-replicative complex.